CACACAGACCUUCCAUGUCCCCUUCUCUCUGGUGCAUCAUUUUCUAGUGUGCUCGUGUGCUUCAAUUUUCUAAUUUCUAUAUAAGCUGAUCCCGGCAAAAGCACACUUGUAUUAUCAAUGGCGAGCGGCAGCGGAUCUCCGUGCGGCGCAUGCAAGUUCCUCCGGCGGAAGUGCGCGGCGGAGUGCGUGUUCGCCCCCUAUUUCUGCUCGGAGCAGGGCCCCGCGCGGUUCGCCGCCAUACACAAGGUGUUCGGCGCCAGCAACGUGUCGAAGCUGCUGCUGCACGUGCCGGCCGCCGACCGCUGCGAGGCCGUCGUCACCAUUGCCUACGAAGCCCAGGCCAGAAUCAGAGAUCCUGUGUACGGCUGCGUUGCUCACAUCUUCGCCCUUCAACAACAGGUGGCAUAUCUGCAAGCGCAGGUGAUGCAGGCCAAAGCGCAGCUAGCGCAAAACGUCAUGGACCAGUCGCGGAAUGGUGAUCACAAUCAAUGGAAUUGCGGUGCAAUGGGGCCAUUUCCGCCUCCCAAUUACACUAAUUUGUACUCGAGCAUAUCGCCUCAGAGCUCGCUGGACUCGAUCGAGCAGCACGACCAGCACGAAAUCGAAAGCAGACAAGAUGUUGAGCACUACUACUACACCAAGAAGAGACCUUCUCCGACUGAUCUCAGCGAGCUCCAAGCGCUAGCUCUUAGAAUGAUCAACAAUCAAGAUUGAUUAUUUACUUUUGUAUCAUCGAUAUAUGAUGCUCACUGCAGGGUUAAAUCUCUUUGUAUAUAAUGGAAAUUGAGUAUGAAGUCAUAGCGCUACCUAAUGUUAACAAGUCUGCUGCUUCUAAAUUCGAAUGUAAGUGAUACAAGGAAUACCUCAUAUAAGACUUAUCUAUACAAUGAUUUCACUUCUCUCUUUGCA
Salvia hispanica is the source of this 909-nucleotide messenger RNA. It is a transcript of the gene LBD16, whose product is annotated as lateral organ boundaries-domain 16. Gene Ontology annotation, cellular component: nucleus. Gene Ontology annotation, biological process: hormone-mediated signaling pathway; positive regulation of DNA-templated transcription. The record is from RefSeq and is a predicted model, not a curated record. Lineage: Eukaryota; Viridiplantae; Streptophyta; Magnoliopsida; Lamiales; Lamiaceae.